Messenger RNA from Acaulospora morrowiae, 327 nucleotides. NCBI's taxonomy places the organism in Eukaryota, Fungi, Glomeromycota, Glomeromycetes, Diversisporales, Acaulosporaceae. The record is from the annotation of a GenBank genome assembly.
AUGGCAAAUAAUACAAAUAAUCAACGACCUGUUCAUCAACAGCAAGUCCAGCAACAAGCCGUCCCUCAUCAACAAGGAAAUUUACAAGCUCUAGCUCAAGCAACAAAUCCUCAACGUAUAGUUGCUCCAGCAGCCAAUCCUCAGCAUAUUAUUGCUCCAGCAGCCAAUCCUCAACACAUUGCUGCUCUAGCAACAGAUCCCUCAAUUACUCAAUAUAAUCAAUUCGAUUUAAUUCAAGGCAACGAGUUUCUGUUAAACUUUACUCACACGUCAGAUGCACCAGAUUUUACUGAAUUUCUGUUUAAAGGGGAUAAACAGUUCGCGUAA